AUGUCGGGAGGUUUGAAUUCAAUGCGAGGGAUUCCACCAGGAAUUCUGCUCUUAAGGAGCCUAAGAGGUAGGGAUUGGAGCCUCACUACGUAUAGAUAUGCGGUUUUGCUACUUACUUUUAUAGCAUAUGCUUGCUACCAUGCUUCUAGGAAACCAACCAGUAUUGUGAAGAGUAUCUUAGAUCCAGAGCCUGUGAGGCAUGUCGAACCCAUAGAUCCCUGGCCUCUCACAGAGUUUUUUAUCAAGGAGAAGUUUGUGAUAUCUAACGUCUCAAAAGCACAUAACAAGGGAUGGGCCCCUUUCAAUACUAAAGAUGGAACUAUCAAGUUGGGAGAGAUUGAUGUUGCAUUUCUGGCUUGUUAUUCCAUGGGAAUGUAUGUGGCAGGUCACCUGGGAGACACACUCGACCUACGUCUCUUCUUAACAACGGGAAUGAUCGGGAGUGGAAUUUUCGUUGGGUUGUUUGGUCUGGGUUACUUCUGGGAUAUCCACGCCUUCUGGUUUUAUCUGUUGAUGCAAAUGAUGGCCGGACUGUUUCAGGCUACUGGGUGGCCUUCUGUUGUGGCUGUUAUCGGAAAUUGGUUUGGGAAGAGAAAGAGGGGUUUGAUAAUGGGUGUUUGGAAUGCUCAUACAUCCAUUGGUAACAUCACUGGAUCCCUUCUUGCUGCUAGUGUUCUGCAGUAUGGAUGGGGCUGGUCGUUUAUACUUCCUGGAGCUCUCAUCUUUCUGGGAGGGAUAAUGAUAUUCUUGUUUCUGGCUGCAUACCCAGAAGAUGUUGGGAUUCCUUGCCCAUAUGGACUGGACUCCAGUACUAAGCAGGUAGAGACAAUAAGACCCAAGGAUGAAGAAGCUCAAAUACGGAAAGGGGGUGAAGGAGAUGAGGAAAUCCAACGUGCUGGGUCGAUGAGUAGAGGUAGCGCAGUUGGGCUUGUUGAAGCUUGCUCCAUACCUGGAGUGAUACCAUUUGCAUUGUGUCUCUUCUUUUCCAAGCUUGUGGCCUACACAUUCCUCUACUGGUUGCCUUUUUAUCUCAGCCAAACUGCAAUCGGAGGGGAGUAUGUGUCUGUGAAGUCUGCCGGCAAUCUUUCGACUCUUUUCGAUGUUGGGGGAAUUGUUGGAGGAAUCCUUGCUGGCUAUAUUUCUGAUAGACUUAAUGCUCGGGCCAUUACAGCGGCAAGCUUCAUGUAUGCUGCAAUUCCUUCAAUGCUUCUGUACCGCUUCUAUGGGAGCAAUUCUAAGUCAAUGAACAUCAUAUUGAUGAUGAUCGCUGGGCUAUUUGUGAAUGGACCCUAUGCACUGAUCACUACUGCGGUUUCUGCAGAUCUUGGGACACACAGCUCUCUAAAGGGGGAUUCAAGAGCACUGGCAACGGUGACUGCCAUUAUUGAUGGGACAGGAUCAGCUGGUGCUGCACUUGGACCUCUUCUCACAGGGUUUAUUUCAAAGAAGGGAUGGAAUGCGGUUUUCGUGAUGCUCAUUCUUGGGGCAUUCAUUGCUGGUCUUCUUCUGUCUCGCUUGGUCAUAGCAGAAAUUCGGGAAAAAGCUGGAAACAAUUUAGGGCAGCAACUGGUUGAAGGACCUACAACUCAACCUCUGCUAAGGGAUAGGAGGUGACAUAUAUACAUGGGACUACCGCCGGGGAAUUGGGCCUUCGGAAUCAAUCAAGAGACCAAGAAACGAUCGAAAGAGUAAUUAUUAGGAGUGUAAGACGGAUCACAGAUGCAUGGAAUUAAUAAUGCCAACACAAAUCGUUUUCAUUUCAACUUUGAAAGUUUGAAUGCUUUAUCUGUAAUUACUCGUUUUGUGCCACUUGUACUCUAUUAUGUAUACAUCUUCCGUCUGAGU
This is a messenger RNA of Nelumbo nucifera (sacred lotus), 1845 nucleotides long. RefSeq names its product putative glycerol-3-phosphate transporter 4. Gene Ontology annotation, cellular component: membrane. The record is from RefSeq and is a predicted model, not a curated record. NCBI's taxonomy places the organism in Eukaryota, Viridiplantae, Streptophyta, Magnoliopsida, Proteales, Nelumbonaceae. Gene Ontology annotation, molecular function: glucose 6-phosphate:phosphate antiporter activity. Gene Ontology annotation, biological process: phosphate ion homeostasis; transmembrane transport.